UAAAAUCGCCAGUUUAUUCAACAACAAUCCUUAAAAAUCAUUUUCCAUUUUUCCUUUUCCUCUCGAAGCUCUUUUUUACCUUCCAAUGGCUCGUACCAAGCAGACAGCAAGGAAAUCCACCGGAGGAAAGGCUCCAAGGAAGCAGUUGGCCACCAAGGCGGCAAGGAAGUCAGCUCCGGCCACCGGCGGAGUGAAGAAGCCACACAGAUUCAGGCCUGGAACAGUCGCACUGAGAGAGAUCAGGAAGUAUCAGAAGAGCACCGAACUUUUGAUCAGGAAGCUUCCAUUCCAGAGACUUGUGAGGGAAAUCGCUCAAGAUUUCAAGACCGAUCUUCGUUUCCAAAGCUCCGCCGUGGCUGCUCUCCAGGAGGCUUCCGAAGCUUACCUUGUUGGGCUCUUUGAAGACACAAAUCUGUGUGCGAUUCAUGCUAAAAGAGUCACCAUCAUGCCUAAGGAUAUGCAGCUCGCUCGUAGGAUUCGUGGUGAGAGGGCUUAGACUUUUAUUUCUAAUGUUAGAAUGUAGAUCUCGACUAGUUUGCUGUUGAUGUAUGUGUUUUGUUUCUAUCUGGUUAUACCCAAUGAAAAAUCGAACUUGGUUAUGAUAAA
Molecule: messenger RNA, 606 nt
Organism: Lactuca sativa (garden lettuce)
Lineage: Eukaryota; Viridiplantae; Streptophyta; Magnoliopsida; Asterales; Asteraceae
Product: histone H3.2
Cellular component (GO): nucleosome
Molecular function (GO): protein heterodimerization activity; structural constituent of chromatin; DNA binding
Source: RefSeq, a predicted model, not a curated record